Brenthis ino (lesser marbled fritillary) is the source of this 1503-nucleotide messenger RNA. Lineage: Eukaryota; Metazoa; Arthropoda; Insecta; Lepidoptera; Nymphalidae. The record is from the annotation of a GenBank genome assembly.
AUGGGCAUGCGCGCGGGACGCUGCUCGUGGCCAAGAGGGAAAGUCGUUGGUGGAUCAUCCGUACUCCAUUCUAUGAUGCACACACGAGGCAACAAAAAAGAUUAUGACUCAUGGGCUGCUAAUGGAAAUCCAGGAUGGGACUACAACAACGUUUUAAAAUAUUUUAAGAAAUCAGAAAAUAUUCAAAUUCCUGAGUUAGCUAAAGAUACGAAAUAUCAUUCAACAGCAGGACCAAUGGUAAUUCAAUAUCCAAAUUGGCGCACUUCAUUAUCUGACGCAUUUUUACAGGCUGGUCUGGAAACAGGUGGCAAAAUUGUAGACUACAAUGGAGAGAAACAAAUUGGAUAUUCCAUUAUACAGUUCACUAUGAAAAAUGGAACCAGAAUGAGCGCUAGUCGAGCUUUCCUUCAUCCAAUUAAGCACCGUAAAAACUUUCAUCUUGUUAAAAAUGCAAUAGUUACCAAAAUCCUCAUUGAUCCUUGGAAAAAACAAGCUUAUGGCGUGGAAUUUGAAAAAGGCGGAAUGAAAUAUGUCAUAAAAGCGAAACGUGAAGUAGUUUUAUCUGCAGGUGCUAUUAACUCUCCACAACUAUUAAUGCUUAGUGGAAUCGGUCCGCGAAAACAUUUGACAAAAAAAAAUAUAACCACAUUAUUUGAUUUAAGAGUUGGUUAUAAUCUCCAAGAUCACUGGGCAUUAGGCGGCCUUACAUUCGUAAUCAAUACUACUGAUUCUCUACGGAUUGAAAAAGUUGUUACUUUUGAUAAUGUCCUAGAAUAUUUUAAUCAUCAUAAUGGGCCAAUUUCGGCACCAACAGGAACUGAAGCUCUAGCAUUUUUCGAUACAAAGAAUCCAGAUGAUGAAGAUGGCUAUCCUGAUUUAGAACUGCUAUUUGUUGCUGGUUCUCUCGUAUCCGCGUCGGCAUACAAAUACGCUUUUGCGAUUGAAGAAAGUUUAUACAAUACUGUAUAUGAGCCCAUAAGUAAUCAACAUACUUGGAUGGUUUUUCCCAUGUUACUGCUUCCACAAUCUAGAGGUCGGAUAACUCUUAGAAGUAAUAACCCUUAUGACAAGCCAAUUAUAAACGCUAAUUAUUUUACAGACGAUGGUCACGACGAAAAUGUAAUAUUAUAUGGGAUUAGAAAAGUAAUAGAAUUAUCGAAAACUAAAGCAUUUCAAAAAUUUGGAAGUAAAUUACAUGACAUUCCCAUACCAAAAUGUGCAAAUUUCAAAUUUAAUUCCGAUGCUUAUUGGCUAUGUGCUAUGAAGACCAUAACAAAUACGAUUUACCAUCAUUGUUGUACCGCAAAAAUGGGACCACAAGAUGAUCCAGACGCAGUUGUGGAUUGUCGUUUAAGGGUACAUGGAUUGAAAGGUCUUAGAGUGGUCGAUGCCAGUGUUAUGCCGCAUGUCCCUGCAGCUCACACCAAUGCACCAACUAUGAUGAUAGCAGAAAAGGCUGCAGAUAUGAUUAAAGAAGAUUGGGGAUUUCCUAUUACCGUGGAC